AUGGUGGCAUUCACAGAAGCUACAUUUCCCAGCGGAGUUUCUGCUGGGGUCUAGGCUGAAGCCGUAACCAUGGUGAUGACAGACGCUGCUGCGGGGUAGCUGGGGAGCGUGCACAGGAGACAGCGGAAUGUGUUGCACAGCUCAACAUGAGGCGGCUCCUCUCUGUGGGAAUGGAUGGCCCCAACGUAAACUUCAAGCUCCUCGAUCUCCUUCAAAAGGAGCAUAACGAGCUGUAUGGAGGUGCUCCAGUCCUGAUAGUUGGGAGCUGUGGACUUCACACUCUCCACAAUGCCAUGAAGGCAGGCUUUACAGCCUGGCAAAUUGACAAGCUCCUGCGUGCGCUCCAUUUCCUCUUUCACAACGUUCCUGCCCGCAGAGAGGACUACACCAUCACCACUGGGUCGUCCUGCUUUCCCCUCUCUUUCUGUGGCCACAGAUGGGUAGAGAAUGUGCCAGUUGCCGAGAGAGUCCUGGAAAUUUGGCCUAUGAUUCAGAAAUACAUCAAUGCUGCAGAGAAUAAGAAGGUUCAAAAACCAAACAUGGCCUCUUAUGACGCCAUCCUGGCAGCACAGGGGGAUCCACUCUUAAUCCCAAAGCUCCAAUUCUUCCUCUCCAUUGCAAGAAGUUUCAACCCCUUUCUCCAAAAAUACCUGACAGAUGAGCCUGUGUUGCCAUUUUUGGCAAAAGAUUUAACUCAGCUUCUCUUGAGAUUACUGAGGCGCUUCAUCAGAAGGGAGCUCAUUCAAGACCUAACCCCCAUGCAGCUCAUUAAAUCGGACAUUUCUGAUGAGAAGAACUGGAUCUCCCUCAAAAGGGUAGACAUAGGCUUGGGGGCUGAAUCUUCCAUCAAGUGCUUGGCUUGUGUCCAGUGUUGAAGUUAUUUGUUUCAACUCCCUCCCAGUGUUGAAAUUAAG
Micropterus dolomieu (smallmouth bass) is the source of this 914-nucleotide messenger RNA. RefSeq lists its product as uncharacterized. Lineage: Eukaryota; Metazoa; Chordata; Actinopteri; Centrarchiformes; Centrarchidae. The coding region runs from base 147 to 875 and encodes 242 amino acids. The record is from RefSeq and is a predicted model, not a curated record. The transcript is spliced from 4 exons.